Molecule: messenger RNA, 2457 nt
Organism: Protopolystoma xenopodis
Lineage: Eukaryota; Metazoa; Platyhelminthes; Monogenea; Polystomatidea; Polystomatidae
Source: the annotation of a GenBank genome assembly
AUGACUCCGAUAUCUCAACUGAGCACUGACGAUAUCCUUCCUUCUCCCAGUUGCACAGGCCCGCUGCGCUCUGCUUUCCUCUCUUGGCUUAGCCGUCUUCUUCAGGCUCGAGUCGUUGUUCAGAGGAGCUUAGCAGAUGCCAGGCCAAUGGUGUUUCCAAUCCACAUGUUGCCACGUCCACAAUUAAUUUCGUCUGAAACCAGUCAGCAUACUCAUCCAGAACAGAAAGGACAUAGGUCUAGACUGAAAAGGGAUAGACGAGCAACAGGCCAAAAAAGUAGCGUCCCAAUUGGUAAAGAUGAGAGUAUUAUCGGAAGUCGAGUCUAUUUCAAGGUAGACAAUUCGGUCUGUAAUAUAAUUGGUGCUUCCUGCUUUCAUAAAACCGAAUCGGCUGCCCAGUUUAUCGCCGCUACGUUACACACCAACAGACUUCAUCCAACAAACCAUAAUAGUUUCCUCAACUCUGAGGCCUCUCAUAGCCAUAUAAAUUCCCGCAACCGGCCUGUCAGACUUGCACCACCCAUAGACAUUCUUGCUGUUCAGUCUGUCGACCACGAAGUGUCUACACUUCCAUUCUCUUUCGCAGCAGCAGCUAGCACGUCGUCUACCAUGGCCGUCACCACUAUGAAUCCUAUAACAGGAGGGAAAAUACUUCCGCCUGCGGGCCGAGCUUCCGAGGAUGGUGGGGCCCAAAGCGAAACUUGGUUCCAGGGGCAGUGGCGUCGUGGUAUGAAAUUACCAGUUUCUCCUCACCUCGUAUACACUUUGCUUGGCCUCAUCUGUCUUUUCAUGUUGGCUCUCCUCGUUGGAGUGCUCUACACUGUGGCUCAACAACACUUCGGCUCGCCUGGAAGUCAUUCCCAGCACAACCAGCAAAGUCGUUCCACUCUAGGCCGGUAUCCUCUGCACACAGUCAGCACCAAUGUUUUCCAUAGAAGGCCAUUCAUACAAAAAAUUCGCACCUCAAAAAUUUGGUUUCCUGAAGGCUGCAAUUCUCGUUCUUCACCACGCAAAUUGGUCGACUCCACGCCACAACGAUAUGGGCCCGUUGGUAAUUCACUUGCUGCAUACUCUCGCCAGCCAGCUCCGCUGUCUGGGUUACAGCAACAUGUCACCAUGGCUCCCAGUGCCAUAAUCGCGUUGCCUCGCUGGUUUCGUCGAUCCACACUCAAUGCUACGGAGCAACCUCAAAAACUUUUGAGAGCAAAGUUGGGUGGUGAGUUCGGGCAACAUGGAGGUCUCGAGCUUGGCGAGGUUGAGGACAUUAAGGCUGAGGAUGUUGAAGCAGAAUUUGAUGAGGAACCUACAGCCAGUUCAGGCCAGGAAGCCGCAACCUCGAACAUCACAACUGGGACCAGCCUAACCGGAUCUACGAGCGGCAACAGCAGUCGAACGAGCACGACCAGCUCACGGGCUCCUGGCCUCGAUACAGCUAGAGCUAGUCUUUUGAAGCUGGAGGAUGAAGUAGCUUGCACACGACCGUUUGAUCUAGCAGGUUCACUCCAUACCAGAACCUCUGGUAGCAGUAAGGAUACCAGCCUUGAAACCACGACAUUGCUACAUGAUUCUGUAUUUAUUGGCCCUCAGGCAUUGGUUAGCUCUGGGGUGGCUGGGUCUCCCGAUCCUCAGAGAAUCAGUCCCAUCAAGGUCCAGGACAGAAAGAUGGUGGAAUUAGUAGGCCAACUUCCAGCCCACAGACCGUCCGUUUCCCCCCGACCAGUGGGGAAGAGCCAGUCAGUCCUGGGUGCUCCACUUCUAGCAUUCAAUCCUGGUCCCACCGAGAGCUCAGAGUGGUGUGGAUUCGAAUUCUCUCAAAAGCUUGAAUCAUCAUUCCUUGCUGCCUCCAAACCAGAGUGUGAGUCACUUCGGUUUCCAUCUAUCACCUCUAGCAAGCCAGAACUAUCUCCAUUCUCUUCUUCCUCAUCAAGUGCAGAUCAGACUAUAUGUUAUACGUCUCGUCUCACUGGUUGCCUAGACAGACAAUUAUUGGCCAACGAACAGAAACCAGGGCUACUAUCCGAUAACAUUCAAACACCUUCCCAUCUUCUUGUACCAACUACACAGAACGAAGUUGUUUCACAAGUUGACUUUACGCCCUCCACGAGUAGUAAUUUAAUCGCCAGAGCAACUACAGCGGUUACGAUGACCACCAUAGCCCUGACAACCCUUACUACCAUCAAACCGCAUCACAAUUUUAACUCAUAUGGAAGCAAAGGUGGCCCUGGUCGAGUAGAUCUAGGGAAUUCGAUGACGCCAUCACACAUACCUGCCUCCGGAAUCAGGCCGCAACCAUUGACAGAUCGAGAGGGAGAUUGGGUAACCACCUUUCAUGAUCUGGUGGACAACCUUCUUUCUGGCAAUGGACUUGGGGGCUGCCUAACCAAGAAUUCCCUAUGUGGUGCGUGCUGCAUGGAUAGAGGUAAACCAGGGCAAUGCCAAGGCCCUACGAGUUUGUAA